Molecule: messenger RNA, 800 nt
Organism: Salvelinus sp. IW2-2015
Lineage: Eukaryota; Metazoa; Chordata; Actinopteri; Salmoniformes; Salmonidae
Gene: cfap20dc
Product: CFAP20 domain containing
Source: RefSeq, a predicted model, not a curated record
GGUCCAGUAGCUGUGAUUUGCGUCUGUUGGAUAGCCUGCGUAUGCAGGAGGAAGAGGAGGAGGAGGAGCUACAUAUGCUGGCCCAGUCUACGGCGGGAGCAGGAGGAAGAAGAGGAGGGGGGAGGAGCAACAGGUCUCAGUGCCUCUCAGAUCCACCAAUGUAACGUCAGCAUCAGCACAGCAGUGAUGAGACAUCCACCUGGACACACAUACCUAUGCCGGCCAAACAGGGCCAUCACUACCAGAAGGAAAUGAACCCACUCUUACACUCCAAUCCAAGGGAAUGGAUGGAUGUCCUCAGCCCUCCCAUUAUUCCUCCUAGCCAGAAGAAAGGGAAGGGGUCAGAGGGCACAGGGGACCAUCGGAGGGGACCCCCGACCAGAGGGGCUGAUGGAUCAGUGAAUGGAGGAAAUGAGGACGAGGAGGAGUACCUGAAUCUGCUCUAUGAUCCCUCUCUUAACUGCUACUUUGAUCCCCAGUCUGGGAAAUACUAUGAGCUGGUCUAAUUCAUCAAGCUUUUUUAUGAGCAAAAUGCAGGAAAAGAACAGAAUGUUCAUGUUCACUGCUGGAAAAAUAGAUUUUUUUUGUUUUACUUAAUUACGCUUUUCUGAACUAUUAAUGAGCCUUAGAAAAUAUUUAUACCAUUCUGUUAUCCUCGGUUGUAUUUAAUAUGGAAUGGUGAGGAUGCUCUUGUAAUUAAUUGUUUAUACAGUGACUUUUUUAAGUGUUCUGUACUGUAUAGUGUGUAUGCAGUAGUGUGUGUGUCAUGUGUGUCCUCUACACAUAUUUGUGAUUAAACG